Molecule: messenger RNA, 417 nt
Organism: Porites evermanni
Lineage: Eukaryota; Metazoa; Cnidaria; Anthozoa; Scleractinia; Poritidae
Source: the annotation of a GenBank genome assembly
AUGGCGACGUACUGCAAGAAGGUAGAGUUGGAGAGGUUCCAUGCGUUCCUAAUCUUGACAGCCGGCCGAUUAACCGAGAACGACUUGAAACUGGCGUGGAGAACAAGUUCAAUUAAUAAGAAAUUCUUCCUCAUUCGCACGAAAAUUGACGAAAAUGUCCGAGCAGGGAGGCGAAAGAGGUCAUUCAAUGAAGAGGACAUGCUACAGAAGAUUCGAAGCGACUGUUGCGAAAACCUGGGUGACCUGCUGAGCGAUGUGCGAGAUAUAUUCUUGAUUAGCAAUCACGAUCGUGACAAGUGGGAUUUCGCCCGACUACUACAGGCCAUUCUGAAUGCAUUGCCAACAUACCAGAGAGAGACUCUGGUCUUGUCGCUCGGCAAUGCCGUAACAAAUGAUAUUUUUCAAAAAAAAAGUUGA